AUGUUGCUCAAGCCUGCGACACCCCUCACCAUCUUGCUGCUGAUCGCAUUUGCGCUUUUGCUACUCUCAUGUCUUUCAACUCCUAUUGUCACGGGAAUUCCUCUAGCAACUUUCAAAGAUGUCGACUAUGGUGUCUUUGGAUAUUGCAAGGGUGAUACCUGUACAAAUAUCCAUGUGGGAUACACGAGCAAUGAUAUAAGUAGCACCGGCGAUGAUUUCAAUCUCCCUUCCGGUACUCGAAAGUCACUAUCCGCGAUCCUCAUCAUUCACCCAGUCGCCGCCUUCUUAACCCUCAUCUGCCUCUGCCUGGCGAUCGCGGCCCACUUCCAUGCGCCCUCCCACUCGCCGCGGUUCCUGUUGGCGCUCCUCAUAUUGUUGCUACCAACACUCCUCGUGACUCUGCUCGCAUUCCUCGUCGAUAUCUUGCUCUUUGUGCCACACCUAGGAUGGGGUGGUUGGAUUGUGCUGGUCGCGACCAUCAUCCUCACCUCUUGCGGAGUCGUCACAUGCGCCAUGCGCCGAACCCUUGUCAGCAGGAAGGCAAGGAAGCGCCGGAUCGCGGAAAAUGCUGAGAUGAGCGGAGAGAACUAUUACAACCGACAGAAUGGCACUGCGGCUGUGGAUACGGCCCCUGUUCCGGCUCCCGUCGAACCCAAGGAAGCCUUUGUGUCGAACUCUCUCAACUCUGAUUCGGGCCCAACAUUCGCAUCCUUCCAGACCGAUACACGCGAUAGUGAUGACGAUCGCACGCCUCUCAACUCGCGGGCACCAACGAGCGAUAUCCCUGCCCCCCCGGACCAUCGCGGUGCCCCCUAUGGCGCUGCGCAUGAUGAAUUUGCCAACAUCCCGCCUCAGGGACCGAGCCCGUACGGUGCUGGUCCAGUGUCACGGAAUCCCUCCGAUCCGCGCAUUCGUCCCCAAUAUUCCGACGGUAGCAUGGGCUCUCGAAGAGCAGGAGCGCCGCCUGGCUUCAACGGACGCGGGCGAGGUGGAUAUCCUCCUCGAGGUGGACGCGGAGGACCUUACAUGGGACCUCCUCGCGGUCCUUCCCCCGGCUCCCGGGGUGGCUACAUGGGGCCAAUGCCAGGCCGUGGAGGUCGCGGUGGAAUGAUGCCACCUCGAGGACCCCCAGUCGGCUAUGGGCCCGGUCCUGGCGGCCCCAACCCCGGUUUGGACGGAUAUGGCCGAUCUGUGUCGCCUCAUAUAGACGACCUUCGUAACUAUGGACCGCCGGGUCAGAUGCGACAGCCAUCUCCCGGGCCCAUUGGCAUGGCCGUGUCACCGGAGCCGGUAGGUCAAGCCAUUGAGAUGACUCCGCAACAUCGGACGCAGUACGAUAUGCCUGAGUCGACCCAGGCACCAAUGAGCAGCGUACCACAAACGCUCUCAGCUGAAAUCAACGGCCCCGUCCCUGAAAGCCCGACAAGCAUGUAUAGUCGACCUGGCUCCUACAUUCCUCCUCGCUCAGGCUGGAGUGCAAAUGAUCCUCGCACGUCCCCGCGACCGCCGGGGCAAUCUCUGCAACCUAACAACAGCGGACCCAACUACUAUGAAGACGUGGAUCCCCGUUUCGCUCGUCGACCAUCGCCCCCCAAUGACUUUGCUAUCCCCCCCUCUCUGACACCUGGAGCUGGAGCUGCUCGCUUCUAA
Messenger RNA from Penicillium hordei, 1650 nucleotides. Its product is annotated as putative pH signal transduction protein PalI. The coding region runs from base 1 to 1650 and encodes 549 amino acids. The transcript has 4 exons. Gene Ontology annotation, cellular component: cell division site; growing cell tip; plasma membrane. NCBI's taxonomy places the organism in Eukaryota, Fungi, Ascomycota, Eurotiomycetes, Eurotiales, Aspergillaceae. The record is from RefSeq and is a predicted model, not a curated record.